AAAAAAAAAAAAAAACAACCUAAAUAUGUGUAAGAACUCGAAAAGUUAAGAAAGAGUCAUGCAAAAGUAAUGAAAUAAUGAAAUUUUGUUAAAAGGAUAAUAGAAAAAUGUGAGCAACUUAAGCAGUAAUCCCCUUGCAACAUGCCAUCGUGAAAAUCAUGCUUGAUAAUGUGGAAGAACUAAAAAAAGAUCUACAAAAUGUACAACCACAACAACGACAGCAAACCAUCUAUUUAAACACCAACAAUAAUUACGACAAAGAACAUAAAUACUGGCACCAAAAACGAAAACAUCAAUUCGUCAGUGCAUAUAACUCGCAACAAGAGCAGCGGCAAAGCGUUAUUACAAUAUUGAAAACUUCUAUACAUGAGAGAGAUUGUGUUGGUUUUAUAGCAGGCAACGUUAAAUGUAGACCUCAUUCUGUCACUCAUGGCAUAACUGCACCAGUAGACAAUGUGACCACAACAAACUAUAGACCGACCAUCUCAGACACAAAUAGAAGCCAUCAUACUCUGCCAAGUUAUAGACCUAAGGCAAAAGGUUUGAAGCGUCAGACCGUACAUGAGGUUUCCAGACAGAUAAACAUUGCGAGUAAAGGCAAUUUAGAAAAUUCAUCAAAUAUGCAAAAAUCAUCAAGUACACCGAAAGCCGCCAAUGGUGGCAGCACUGCCAGUAAGGAGAAACCUCAAAAGUUGCGUUUGUCUAAUAAAACCUCAGCAGAUCGCAAUGCCAAUAAUUCAAGCAUUUCGCCCACCUUUACCUCAGCCGUAGGAGGUACUAUUAGUAAAAGCCGUAAUAAUAAAAAAUGCAACCAUUGUAGUACAAAUAAAUUGUCCUUUAAUAAUUUUGAGGAUGAGAAUUAUAUGGAAUUUGAAUUCUUCCCUAAUGAAGCAACCAAUCGAGAGACUGCAGAAUUUACUGAACUAUUUUGUGAUUUUCCCGUCAGCUAUGAUACUACGCAUGUUUUGCAUGGAAAGGAUGAAGAUUCGAACCAUCUAAGAACACUGCCUUCUUAUCGGGAACCAGCCCCACCUACACCUCCACCGCUAUCGCAAUUACCUUCACGUAGUUUACUAAAUCAAACUGUUUCCGUUUCCUGUCCUUCAACACCGUCACGCGGCAAAGUGGUGUUGAGUAAGAAGGAACGCAAGGAACUCAUUAAAUCAAAUAAAUUGAAGAAUAUACAAACUUCCGGUAGUGCCUCUAAUAUUGGAGGCCUACAAAGUGCCGAGACUAACAGUAUUCCCAGCAAUCCGUACAAAGGAAGAGUAACCGAACUUAAAAAUUGUAUUGCGCGAAUCAAUUCCAAAGGUUUGUUUGCUUCUUUACAUCGAAGCUCUCAAAAAUCUCUAAACACGCAAACCAGUGCAACUGAAGAACAAAAUUCCUCUACCGAAGUCUCACCACCGCCACCUGCUCCUGAAAACAACCCACCUUCCUCAAAUGUUGCCAAUAACAACGAAGCUGAUUACUCGGAGAAAUUAAAAAACCUACCAGUACGUCAGAGAAAAGUCCAUACCUCGCACAUGGAUAAUUAUUGUCUGUUCGAUCCUUUGGAUUUUGUUAAUGAAAAAACUUUAAAAAGAUCAACCCCCGAAUCUAUGAUUAUGGAUAUAAACGCUCAGUCUCUUAAUCAUAACUUAAGAGAUCCCCUCUUCAGUUCACGGCAGCAUUUAACAUUUAGUGAAGAGGAAGAUUUAGUGCCGGAAAUUAUUUAUAACGUAAACAUUGAAGACAAUAAUGAACAAUUGAACGAAAAAAUUGAAAUAUCUAUAAAAAACUUUGAACACCACAAUUACUUCGUUAUAGAUCCGCAGGAAUUGAAAGACGAGCCGUUAGUUGACAUUGGCAUACCAAAUCCAUUUAGCAACGAACAAUUUGUUCAGGCUCAACUAUUGUCUGCUCAACAUACUUAUGUGAACAAUUUGGAAAAUAUGGAAAAUAUGAAAAGUUCUGAAAGUCUCGAUAAACUUAUAAACGACGAUUUCGAAGCCGCAACGAGCAUGUCCAAUAGUCAGGAGAGUAAGGAUACUAACACUACCGCUUCCAAUAUUACCACCACAAAUUCUAUCGCUCUAGAAGAAUCCUCCACAUCUACCAAUUCGAAUACUUCCUCGUCAUCGAAUGUCUCGUCGCAAACCGCUUUACAAGGGACGAAAAAAAAAUUAACUUUUCUCAAUUUAUCACCAUUUUGCUAUCAAAAAUCAGUGGAACUAAUUAAACAUGAGGACCUAGAUAACGAGAACUUAAAUAUUAAAUCUCGUGAAAGAGCCAUUUCCGAAGUAGUUAGUUUGGAUCAUGUGUUUCAUUUGCAAGAAAUGUUAAUGAGUGCGGAUAAUACGAGUAAAGAGAAUAAAUCGCGUACUGUACCCAUAGAAUCGAAUUACGUAUUAUUUAAUCCCGGUCCGGUACCGAGUCGUAACGUUCAAUAUAAAGUGCGUAAGCCGCGACCACUAUCAACUCACAGCGAUGCUGAUAGUGGAUUUCUAAGUCCUUGCUCACCACCCGAUGAAUUCUCGUCGUUGAAAUUCAAUCCGGCGAUAUUAGUUCUACAGCAGUGCGAUAGCGUUCAAGGUUAUAUUGAGAUUUACACCGACUGGGCGAACUAUUACUUAGAGCGCGCCAAGUCGAAAAAGAAGGUUACUGAUCUAUCAUCAGAUUGUCGCGAUGGACUUCUACUGGCUGAAAUAAUUGAAGCGGUAACAUCGUUUAAAGUUCCUGAUCUUCACAAAAAACCCAAAAAUCAACAACAAAUGUACGAUAACAUAAAUUCAUGCUUAAGCCAAUUACGUUCGCAUGCGGUUGCUGGCUUGGAUAAUAUCACCACGAACGACAUCUGCUGUGGACGUUUGAAGGCAGUUUUGGCUUUGUUCUUUGCUUUAAGUCGUUACAAGCAACAGUCAAAGCAAUCAAAGUGUGUCAACAACACAAAUGGAUUUUCGAUAAAAGCUGAAAUACACCAACAACCGCAGACGAACACCUUAAGCGUUAGUGUGGGUGGCGGAGUUAGCGAGAAAGUAAGCAACAGUUCAGCCACAGCGUUAUUAGUGCAAUCCAUGCAAAACGGAAACGACACGACAAUGGUGAAUAGACAAAUUCCUGCUGGUUACUCGAAAGCCAAUGGCACAGCAAUACCAUUGCCAGCCACAGUUAUGGUACAAAGGCGUUGUCCUCCAGAUAAAGUCAGACCUUUACCACCUACACCAAAUCAUACACCAUCUAUACCAGGCUUGGGUAAAAAUGGUACCGAAUUCAAUACUAACCGUCCUAAUAGCCCUCCUUCAAGUAAUCAUAGUGUUCAAAGUUUAAAGGUCACCAAUAACAAUGGCCUCCGACCGCCAGCUGUCAAAACCGCUUUACAAGGGGGAAUACCCGGAACAGAUUCUAACAAUACUCCAGCGAAGGGCACCCCUCUGCCCCAACAGCAACAGCCGCAGCAGCAGCAAAAACAUUCAAUGCUCGAGAAACUGAAGUUGUUCAAUAAAGAUAAGUCAAAUCAAUCGUCAGCUCAGCAAUCGUCCUUGAAUACUGCGACUGUCAACAAGAAUCUACCUCAAUCGAAACGUACUUCCUCAUCUUCCGGAUUCUCUUCGGCACGUUCAGAAAGGUCGGAUUCCAGUUUGAGUUUAAAUGACGGACACAUUUCACAGAUUAAACCGCCCAGCGUUAACGUUACCUCAGCUAAUAAGAUGCGAGAUUCAAAAAAUAGCGCCAAACAAUCGAAGCUAUUGGCAGCGCAAAAUAAAAAGGAACACGUUAAAAGCUCUUCAAAAGCGGAUAAGAAAGAGAAAAGUCCAGCCCGUUCUCUGAAUCGGGAGGAAUCUGGCCUGGAAAGUAAAAGCUCUACAUUGAAUAGACAUAAAAAUUCACUUCCCAGAGGAGGGGUGGACAAAAACGCACAAAAGUCGUCAAAUAAAGUCUCGUUACAAAACAAAUCCGAAUCGAAAACAUCGUUAAUAAUGCCUCCGAAUAAACUGGUAAGCAGCCCAAAUGGUACCGGCUUGCCGAAACCAAUAGCAGCCAUAAAGGGGACAAGCAAGUUACCACAACCGCCAAACCAACAACAACAGCAGCAACAACAACAACAACAACAACAUCACAUAGACAAUAAAUCUCAUAUAACAAAUUCGAAUUCAACACACGAGUUAAUGAGUAGAGAAAAGAAUGACAUAUCCACUGCCAACAUAUCGAAUCAUCAAACCGUUCCACCUACACAUAUCGUUAAACCAGUACCGGUACUUCCCGAACCUGGUGCAAAGCCACCCUAUUACGCCAAUACUGCCAACAUAUCAUCAUCUAACUCAACUGAGUGUAACUCAGGUUUACAAUCACCCAUAACUCAAGAGCCCAUGUAUGGUCGUUUACCGCCACCCCAAAGUGGUUUAUCCGCAAGAAAAUUGGAAUAUAAUUCUGGUCCUAGCGUCCUACAACCCCAGCAAACUUCCCCGUUAAGAAAUUUGACUGGGGGAAAUGGUACGACACAUUCCCAGCCGGUUACACCUGUCAGUCCGCAAAUGAUUGUAACAAAUGGAAAUUUCAAUAACCGAUCACCAAACAAGUUCCAUACUAUACCUUCGAAAAUUGUAAGCACCAUUUAUGAAGAAGAAAAGCCCAUUAAUGUAUUGCCAAUGCGUCCAUUACUACGAGGAUACAAUUCACAUGUUACUUUGCCUACCAGAGGUGCGAGGGGAGCCCAUCACUAUGUUUCCGAUUUUGUAGAGAAUGAUAUCCAACAGGGAUAUUGCAGCGAUGGUGACUCUCUACGCUUCAGCAAUUCUCGUUUGAUUCAUGGGAACACUUUGGCGAACUCCUCGCGCUUUCAUGACAUUGACAACGGUUAUCUAUCAGAAGGCAGCAACAGUAUAGGCCUCAAUCAUAUGGGUCACACAACACAUGGUAAACAUUUUUUAAGCAUGAUGAGAGCACGCACACAGCUUCCUACCACUAUCGAAGAGAGAAUACGGAAUAGUCGCGGUAGUUUAGAUAGCAUUGGUACGGCAGUAGCCUCUUCGGCCGCUUCGCAAGCUAGUUCAAGCGGUGGCUCGAAUACCAAAAUGGAUAUGAGUAAUGGAGGCAUUGGUAACGGCUCCGGUAAUAACAGUAUAAAUAAUAGUCCACAACACUCCCAUCACCAGCACAGUCCACUUCGUUCCGGAAAUGCGAUACGUAAUAAUGCUCGCGACAACUGGUCGAAAAUGCCUGAACCGUUAAAAGGCCACAAAUCAGAACAAAAAGACAAAUCCUCGCCUUCACGUUGCACCCUAACCGGUACAACUGCGUCGUCGAAACAGGGAUCACCUUCGGGACGAACUAAAGGAGUUCCCCCCAGUUUCGGCUACGUAAAACGUGCUAACGGCACAGCUACGUCUACCGCUGAACAACAACAAAUUGCCAUGAUGAUCAAUGUCGGCAAUGGCGGUCCACAAAAUGGACGUACAGCUCAUGUAUCGGCAGUGCCAAGAACAGCGGCGGGGGGAAAUGGUCGCAAAAUGUCGGGUGGUACACAGACCUUACCAAGUGAUAUAACAAGAAUACCUCCCAACACUCAGCAUCGUAGUUAUUCUUUGACUGGUCCGGGUGCUACGCAAUUAAGUCAAUCUAUACGUGAACGUUUAGCUACCGGAUCACACAGCUUACCAAAACCAGGCACCGAUGUAUACCAGCAUAGAAUUUCUAAUCAUCGCCCCGGUAAAAUGUUGGAUGGUUCAUUGUCGGAUACUCAAACCUAUGCUGAAGUCAAGCCAGAAUACAGUAGUUAUGCCAUGUGGCUGAAACACAGCAAUACAGCAGGCAGUCGUUUGUCUGACGGAGACUCCAUAGAAAAUAUGCAAAUGGGUUCACCCUCUAUGUCUCGUCAUGGUCAUAAAAUUAUGCAACAACGUGCUGCCGCUGCAGUGGUUAAUGCAACCGGCGGUCAAAGCAUGGCGGGUGCAGAGUCACCAUACGUUCAAAGCCCUCGCAUGAAUCGCAGUAAUAGUAUUAGCUACUUGAAAGAAAGGACAUACCCAAGAUCAACAAAAUCGGAAAAAAUGUAUCCUUCCAUGUUGUCGCGUGGGCCUGAAGUAGAAAUUGAACCCUACUAUUGUCUACCAGUAGGCAGUACUCAUAACGGCGUAAUCUCAGCACAAUUGGCAGCAGCAGCAGUCGCUGCAGCAGCGAACUUGCAAAAUACGAAUCAUAAUGCAACUGGUGGUGCAGUUGCUUGGAGUCAACCCACCUCACCCACACCUAUUAAUCGGGGUUUUGUUGGUACGAUGUCGCCUACUCAUGCUAAUACCAUGGGUGGUUUACAGACAAUGGUGUCUGGUGUUACACAAACUGGUGGUACACAUAAGCUUACUUAUCCUAAGAAAAAUGACGAUGUGCAUGGCAGUGCCGCUUCUUUAUUAUCUGGUGGCAGCUCAUUAUAUGGCACUUCCGAAGAAAGGCAGGCACAUGAAAUUCGACGUUUGAAACGCGAACUUAUGGAGGCUAGAGAACAAGUUCUAAGCCUUAGCAGCCAAUUAUCAACAAAUGCCCACGUAGUGGCGGCUUUCGAGCAAUCACUUUCCAAUAUGACAACACGACUGCAACAGUUGACCGCCACUGCCGAACGCAAAGAUGGUGAGCUGACGGACAUGCGUCAGACAAUUGAAUUGUUGCGCAAACAAUCGAUACAGGCAGGUCUAACGACUGCUCACAUGCAAAGUAUGGGCGUGCAGACACAAAGUCAGACACAAAACGAUUUAUUGGGCAACAAACCACCACCACUGCCACCAUCAUCUGUGCCCUCCAAUCAGCAUAUAUCACGAGCUGCUCAACAUCAACAACAACAACAACUGGGAGGAAGCAAUGGCAACUCGGGUUCGAUGCAACGACAUCACAGCUCAGACUCAAUGUGUUCAGUAAACUCGAUUAGUUCGGGUUGUUCGACACAAGAUAAAAAGAAAAAGAAAGGCUGGCUAAGAAGUUCUUUCACUAAAGCUUUUUCACGUAAUGCCAAAAUAUCAAAAACUAGUCGCCAUGUUGGCCAGCAUCAUCAUCACAAUACAAGUUCCAAUAAUGCCAAUAACAGUGAAAGCUUGACUAAUUCUCCUGGCCUACACAGAAGCAACCGCCAAAUUAAUGCUGAACCACCAGGCUUAGCAGCAUUGGCUACACAGCCUGCUCCUUUAGGAUCGCCAACAAAGCACUCUAAUGCCACUAAAACAGUAACCCUUAUUGAUAAUGCUAAACCUAUAGAUGCCAUAGAUCAUGAGGACAAUGUUCAUGUAGUUGAAGAUCUCAAGAAACAAUUGCGAGAAAAGGAUUUAGUUUUAACUGAUAUACGUUUAGAGGCGUUAAGUUCAGCCUCCCAAUUGGAGAGUUUGAAAGAAACUGUAAAUAAAAUGCGUGCAGAAAUGAUGUCCCUGAAGCAGAAUAAUGAGCGAUUACAAAAAUUGGUAACCAGUCGUUCGUUAGCUGGUUCAGAAGCUUCUCUAGGCAAUGCCAUAAGUCCCAACGGAUCUAUAGGAGAGUCGCGAAGAUAUUCCUUGGCUGACGGAAGCACCAGGCCUCCUAUGGAACUACCCAAACGUUUAGAAGAAGAGGUUGAGGAAGAAAAUAUACCACCUGCUCCAGCACCAGAACCACCACCUCCUCUUUCACCAUCCACGCAUAUCGACUUAACCCCGCCACCACCCGCUCUCGAACCCAUCCCCAGUCCGGCUCAUAUGCCAACCACCUCAGAGGAAAUGUCUGACAUUAAUGAUGGUAAAAAGAUUGCCAUUGCUGUUUACUUAGGCCAGCCUGAAUCUUUCAAUAAGUACUGCGAGGAGCUAUUGGAAGUUGAUGAAUUUUAUGCGAACGGAUCUAUAGUAGCGAACGCACGAGAUGAGAAUGGAGAACGUAAAGCAUUUUCAAUGGCCAGUCCCAAUGAAUUUGUUAUCGCAUAUACGUACAUUUCUGGCAAGACAACAUGGCAGAAUUUAGAUUACAUUGUGCGCAAAACUUUCAAGGAUUACGUAUCGCGUAUAGAUCCCGGAACCAAUUUGGGUUUGAACACGGAUUCCAUUACAUCAUACCAUCUAGGAGAGGCGAAACGUGGCCCAGAAAUGGGUUUUCCCGAGCUGCUUCCUUGCGGUUACAUAGUAGGCAAUGUACGCACCUUGUACAUAUGUUUGCAAGGUGUUGGGAGUUUGGCCUUCGAUAGCCUAAUUCCGAGGAGUAUAGUGCAUCGGUAUAUAAGUUUAUUAACCGAACACAGACGUUUGAUUUUGUGUGGACCUAGUGGCACUGGCAAAUCAUAUUUAGCUAGACGUUUAGCUGAGUUUCUAGUAGCGCGAUCGGGCCGUGGCAAUCCGUCAGAAGCUAUAGCAACGUUCAACGUGGAUCACAAAUCCUCCAAAGAAUUGCGUCAAUAUUUAGGCCAUAUAGCUGAACAAGCGGCUAUAGCAAAUGGAGCUUCUGAAUUGCCAUCUGUGAUUAUACUGGACAAUCUGCAUCAUGCUUCAGCAUUGGGAGAUGUGUUCUCUUGCCUGUUAAGCGCAGGCCCGGCUGCUAAACUACCUUGCAUAAUUGGCACAAUGUCCCAAGCCACCUGUAAUACUACCAACUUACAAUUGCAUCACAAUUUCCGUUGGGUUUUAACAGCUAAUCAUAUGGAACCAGUGAAAGGAUUUUUAGGGCGUUUUUUAAGGAGAAGACUUUUCCAAUUAGAAUUACAAACACAACAUUCACAACCUGAAUUGGGAACGGUCUUAGCUUGGUUGCCUGGCGUAUGGCAGCAUAUUAAUCGAUUUUUGGAAGCACAUAGUUCAAGUGAUGUUACAAUCGGUCCUCGUUUAUUCUUAAGCUGCCCAUUAGAUCUUAAAGAGUCGCAGGUUUGGUUCACGGAUAUAUGGAAUUAUCAUUUGUCGCCAUAUCUUAUAGAGGCCGUAAGAGAGGGAGUGCAACUCUACGGACGUCGAGGUGGAGCCUGGAAUGAUCCUUCUGCUUUUAUUAGGAACUCUUAUCCCUGGCCUUAUGGACCUGAUUCAGUGCCACCUUUAAGACAAAUUAAUGCAGAGGAUGUUGGCCUCGAAGGAGUAGCGGCCAGCAAUGGGGAAAAUCAAGAUCCUUUGUUAAAUAUGCUUAUGCGCUUGCAAGAAGCUGCCAAUUAUUCCGAGAACCAGGAUCCCGAAAGUGACUGUGCUAGUUUAGAUUCGAACGUAACACCAGAUAGCUCAGCUGGUGCCGAAUAAAUGUCAUGUAUUUUCAUACUCCUUACGUACUCCGUAUUCAUAAGAUAAUGCAAAUAAUUUAAUUACAGCUUUCCCCAAAGUUUAUAUACAAUACAAAUUCUCUACAUACCUACAUAGAUAAAGAUACAUUAUAUGCUUAACAUAUAUAUAGAGGGAGAAUGUGUACACACUGAGAAAGAAAGAUACAAUAUUCCAUAUAUAUAUGCAUAUAUAUAUUCUCUUUUUAAAUCAUGUGUAUGUACAGCGUAAGAGAGUUUUUUGAAAAAGCGACUCUGAAUUUGGAAGCAUCUGAGAGUAAUUAAAUGAGCGAGCUUGAAUUUCAAAAAAGCGACUCUAAAUUUGGAAGCAUCUCUGAGACUAAUUAAAUUUUUAAUUAAAUAAAAAUUUCAUUUAGGGAAUGAAGAUUAGGCUAAAUAAUACGAGACAAUGUUGAAAAGGAAAUACAACCCUGCUUUUUGUUUUUCGCCUUUUUUUUUUUGAAAAUCUUAAAGAAAAUUGUUAAGCUUGCGGAUAAAUGAAGUAUGCGCAUAUAAAAAGAAGAAGAUGAAGAAGAAUGAAAAUUUCAAAAACUUCCAUAAAAAAUUAAAUGAAAAAUUUGCUUACACUACUUUCUUUGAGAUUAACUUAUUAGCAAAGUAGAGGAAAGUGGUAGACUAAGUAAAUUCGGGAAAUGAAAUUGGUUAACUAAAUUGCACCUUUUAGCGGCACUUGUUAAAUAUGCAAAUUUACACUCGAAGCCACAUAAGCAAAACGGAAAGCUAACAAUUGAUUUCUGUCUUGAAAAAAGGAAAAAAAAUGAAUAAUGAAACCUUAGCUAAACAAUUUUCUUUAAAUAUGAAGUGGCAUAAGUAUGUCAACGUAUUCCUUAGAUGCUUUUAAUAUAAAAGCUGGGUUUUUUUUUCAAAAAUCUCACCAACAAAAUUUUAUAUAUAUAUA
This is a messenger RNA of Glossina fuscipes, 10136 nucleotides long. RefSeq names its product protein sickie (gene sick). Gene Ontology annotation, biological process: neurogenesis; nervous system development. NCBI's taxonomy places the organism in Eukaryota, Metazoa, Arthropoda, Insecta, Diptera, Glossinidae. The transcript has 16 exons. Gene Ontology annotation, molecular function: protein binding; ATP hydrolysis activity; ATP binding. The record is from RefSeq and is a predicted model, not a curated record. The coding region runs from base 159 to 9200 and encodes 3013 amino acids.